AUGCAGUUAGCUGCCCAACCUAUACAGCCGAUAGAAUCCUAUUACGAGAGGUUCCGUAGGCUGAAUCCACCGAUGUUUAAUGGUGGGUCCGAUCCCAUGAUAGCUGAGGCCUGGAUCCGGGAACUGGAGAAGAUGUAUGAGUUACUUCAAUUUUCCGAGGAGGUAAAAGUCAAACUAGCUAUCUCCAUGCUAAGGGGGAGUGCUGACUCUUGGUGGACUGCUAUGGAGACAGCAUAUGAGGUCAACGGGGUGGCCUGGGGGGAUUUUAACAGAGUAUUUUAUGCUAAGUACUUUUCGGACUCAGUUAGGCAAAUGAAGCAGAAUGAGUUUUUAUCGCUGACUCAGUCCGAGCAUAUGACUGUCUUGGAUUACGUCAAUAAGUUCGAUGAGCUGGGUCGAUUCUGCCCCCAGUUCAUGGAGGAUGAUAUGAGUAGAGCCAACCGGUUCGAACAAGGGCUUAGACAUGAGAUCAGGUCCCGGACAUCUUCUCAGUUAAUUACCAGCUAUAUGGAUAUUUUGGACAGAGCCUUGAGAGUAGAGGCUGAAUUGAAAAGAUCUGAUAGAGAAAGGGCUGACCUGAUGAGAUCCAGAUCAGAUAGAAGUCAGAGUGGCAGGCCAUGGGAUCUCAGGGGCACUCCAAUUCAAGAGAAGCCCAGGGUUCGCAAUUACUCUAGCAGAUCCCAUAGUGGAAUCAUCAAUAUCACCAUAGCAGAUCCCAGAGCCCGCACUUACUCUAGCAGAUCCCAUAGUGGGCCCUAUAUGAGGAGAGCGAGGGCAUGUUAUAGUUGUGGGCGGACUGGACACCUGGCACGUGAUUGCCCAUACAAGAGGAGGAAUGAGCUUAGACCUCCGGUACCUGGUGACCAGAGGCCAAGAAACAAUGCUCGAGUUUUGCACUGA
Phoenix dactylifera (date palm) is the source of this 900-nucleotide messenger RNA. Lineage: Eukaryota; Viridiplantae; Streptophyta; Magnoliopsida; Arecales; Arecaceae. The record is from RefSeq and is a predicted model, not a curated record.